CCCAGCUAACAAGUAGUGCGAGUUAUUUUUAUCUUCAACCUGAUGUUGGUGUUUUGAGUCUAAAUAUUCCUUUAGUACGGGGAGAUUCAAGAAAAAUUUACGAAUGCUGAGUUAAAAGAAUGUCAACUAAUAUGAAAGAUAUCGAGACAAUACCGACUACAGUCCCAGAAGGCACCCCAUUACCCAUAGAAGCACAGUCAGUCGAAAACUUUGGUUCCUGGGUUCCCACUCCAAGUAAAUCAUCAUCGUCAGGCCGAUUUGCCCAGAUUGAGGUUAUCCCGUGCAAGGUGUGCGGGGACAAGUCAUCGGGCGUUCAUUAUGGCGUUAUCACAUGUGAAGGCUGUAAGGGUUUCUUCCGGAGGAGUCAGUCCGGUCCAGUUAACUACCAAUGUCCUCGAAACAAGAACUGUGUAAUAGACAGGGUCAACCGGAACCGGUGCCAGUACUGUCGACUACAGAAGUGUAUAGCACUGGGCAUGUCCAGAGAUGCUGUGAAGUUUGGUCGAAUGUCAAAGAAACAGAGAGAGAAAGUUGAAGAUGAAGCUAAUAUGGUGAAACAAGGGCGUCUGAAUGGGUAUGAUGGUCUUCAAACUCCAUUUCCAACAAACAACAACAUUAACAACAUCAACAACAACAACAACAAUCAUCAGUUUGUGACGUUAUCGAGUCCCCAGUACGGGUAUCAGAGCAACGGCUACACCUACGCAACAAUAUCCGACCCACAGCCCGCACAGCAGGAGUUCCCAACAUGUACAAACAACGGCAGCUUUACUUCCACUACCACCACCACCACCACCACUACCACCACGCCACCACAUCCAGUCGCUCUGCUCCGAGCCAUAGACCUCAUGGACCCCGUAUCAUUUGGCAAGGCGGUGAUGGAGGCCCACAUGAGGACAUGUUUAUACAACAAUGACCAAAUAGAGACCCUGAAACAGAGACCAGCAACAGCAGAACAGGUGGUCGCCUACAAGAGUAUGACUCAUCGCCAGCUGUGGAUCGAGAUGGCCGAGAAGAUCACGCUUGCGGUACAACAGAUAAUUGAGUUUGCCAAGAUGGUCCCUGGUUUCAUGGAUCUGUCCCAGGACGACCAGAUCAUGCUGUUGAAAGCAGGGAGUUUUGAGCUGGCUCUGAUGCAGGUGUGUCGUGUGUACGAUAGUGCAUCCGAUAGCGUUAUAUUCGGCAAUAACUUCGUACCUUUAGAUGCCUUUUCAGUUCUCAGUGCAGAAGAGUCAAUACUGAUGAGGAGCAUCUUUGAAUUUGUAAAGAUUAUUCAAGACCUGAAAAUAACAGACAGCGAGCUGGCUCUCCUCAGUGCUCUGAUUUUAAUAAGUUCAGAUCGACCAGGUUUGAAAGACACAACUGAUAUCCAAAAACUACAUGAAAAAAUUUUGACAGCUCUGAAAUUAGAAAUUGGCGCCAACCACCACGAUGAUCAUGAAUUGCUUUCGAAGUUGUUGACACAAACCCCCAUUUUGCGGACAUUUUCUCUACACCAUAUUCGUGCUCUCAAUAGGUUUCGAGAGACUGCUGCUGAUGUAGAGUUCCCUGCCCUUCACAAAGAACUCUUCUCUGUGGAGACCAUAGAAUCAUCAUGAGAGAACUUCAGAUUCUAGGGAUGUGUUAAUUUUUCAAAGAUUCUGGUUGGAUGAUUUGUGUGACCUGACACUCCCUCUUCCAUAAAUGGAAUCUGCCAAAGCUGAGGCUGGAAGAGUUCAUCCAUGAUUUCAAGGGGUGUUGGAUAGAACAUAAUGAAAUACAUUUGAUUGUUCCAGAAUUCUGGGAAUGGAAGAGAAUUUUCCGCAUGUGCUUUGACAGAGGUCAGAGGUUGUUGCAAUGUGAUUAUUCAAAGUUGUUUUUCUUCCUUUUUUUUUUUUUCAAAAUGAAUAGCGUUUUACCACCAUCAUAGUGUAUAUUACAUAAUUCCUCCAUGCAUGUUGUGUGCUGUACCUAUCACACGUUUCACAUAUAUCGCCACCGUAUCACACGUGUGAGUGGACAAUACGAGCAGCACGGAGUCCUAUAGAUCUAGAUCUUGUAUAAUCGGGUUAUAUAUACUGUAUAGUUCUAUAUUCAUCCAUUAUCAUCCUACGAGAGUUACCAUUAUGUAGGUUAGUGUCUAAUUCUGAAAAUUUGAAUAUCGGUCAAAUUCCAGAAUCGCUCCUUAUGAUUGAAACAUUUCAGAAAUCACCAGCGAUUCCUCACAUGUGUUACGUCUAAUUAUCCCUUACCUCAAUCUUGAAUGGAUCCGUUACCAAAUCUGUUCUUUUCAUUGUAAACUUUAUUCACUCCUCAUUGUAAUAUCUUAUUUUCCCGCGCUGUUAAAAGACAGUUUCAGUGAGUUGUAGAGUGGUUGGAAUGCAACCAUUGCAGAUUUUUGUAAAAAUCAAGUUUCUGUUGAAUAUGUGCUUCAGAAAUAGUAAAAAUUCUUCAGCUGAAGGUUUGUGUGGGUCUGUAUUUUUUUAUAAUUUACAACGUUCGACAUAUUAAGAGCCUAAGCCAGGAGAAAAUGAGUGUCUUAUUUCAGCUGAUCCUGGUAUGUUGGUUCGGGUUGUUCUUUCAAUUUUUAAAAUAAUUGUUUUGUCAAAAUGGUAAUUUGCAGUAUUUGGGGUAUAAGCGUUUUUAGAAUGACAUUGUUGAAGAUUAAAAGUGAUGACUUUCUAUCUAUAGUGAACUGUAAUUAAAUUAAAAUAUUGAAAUAUUAUGGUGAAACUUGAAAAACACCCGAAAUUUAAUGAUGAUUAUUCAGAUAAAGGUCAAACAGGAAAUUUGAAAUAUAUAUUCUUUUUUGCACCUAAAGCCAUAAUGAACAUUUAAAAACUCGGAUUUCUCUGAUCUCUCUCUGUUUUGAAGACUUAUAAGAAGACAGGUUCAAGGUUGAGUAUCCAUAAAGUGGAAAGGGCAGUUAGGGUGUUUGAUCGUCACGCUGGUUACCCAGGUUUGAUUCCCUAUAUGGGUAUCAUGGAAAACCUGUCUAUGGGUCAUCCACCAUGAUAUUGCUGAAAUAUUUUGAAGGUCAUCCACCAUGAUAUUGCUGAAAUAUUUUGAAGGUCAUCCACCAUGAUAUUGCUGAAAUAUUUUGGAAAUGGUAACAAAACCCAAAUUAACUGAAAUCAUAUGAUUAUUGGCAAAGGGCAUUUAAUGUGUCGAAAACGGUAGUGCAUUUACAACAUAUACGUUUUUAAGUAUGCAAUUAGAGUAUCUGUUUGGAACCUGAUUGAAAAUUUGCCUAGCUUUGUGCUGAGAAAAGUACAACAGGCCUUUUAUUUUUUAUUAGUUGGAUUUUAAAAAUUACCUAAAUUUAAUAAUAGUAAUAAUAGAUUUAUAUAGCGCCUAGUAUCCCUCAAAAGGUCCUCACUGGCACCUCACUACUUUCAAUGUAAAUAGUUGUGAAAAAGAAGUAAAUAAUUACAUAACUUACACAUUAGGUCUGACAGUACUAGCGUCCAAACGAUAAACGAUUAUUUGGGGAUUUUUUGGCCUGAAGACUGAAGAAUAUUAUAAUACUAUUCACCAAUUUUUGUGACCAGUGGUAAUAACAUCUCAUUUUUAUUAAUAAUUUUUUUUUAAUUUCAACUGAUCUUAACAUUUAAUUGUAGAAAUAUUUUGGGUCAAUAGUAAUUAUAUUUUUGUCGAAUUUCAGUUGUAAUUCUUUUGUCACAAGAUCUUGUAAACCAGCUAAAGGAGCAUAUGAGGCCUGAUGUACCAGAGUUCAUUAGAUGAGACCAUUCUUGUCAAGUUUGUAGCAUGUUUAAGCUUUGUCCUUAAUGCAAUGUUGAUGCAGAGUACAAAAUCUUGAUGGCAGGCAUUUCGAAGGCAGCACCACCCUAAGCGUACAAGAUUGGGGCAGUCAGGAACGAGCACUAAAACCUUUUAUGCCUUACAGUCGAAAAACGUACAUUGCUGUGUUUUGUUGUGUGUGUUUUUCCAGAAAAUACAUGACCAAUUUUUCGGGGAGUGAAAUUUAUAUAUAUAUAUAUCGGUUUUAAUGAUUAUUUUGUUAAAACUAUUUCUGAAAAUGUCUGUGCUUUAUUUCAGUACAGAAGAGGAUAUUUCAGAUGAUUUGAUUGGUUGAUUUGAUUGGUUGAUAUCCCACAAUGCAGUGCAUAUUUACGUAAGGGGAAUAAUAAUCCAAAUCUUACUGAGAGAAUAAUGAUUUCGUGAUUUGACCUUGACACAUUUACGUUUGUAAUUUCCAACAAUUAUGAUAAUCUUAACAAGCCCAUGAUCUCAAAUAGCGUUGAUUAAUGACACAAUUUGAGAUUGGAUUUUGAAUUUAUGACAUGAAAUAUGAAGACUUUACGGUUGAAGUUGUUGUGUUGAUGUAAAAUAGCAGGAACUGACUGUUCACCUGUCCGUGCCAUUUUAUUAUCGUGUAUGAUAUGUUCAUAUUUCACACCCGAUUUCAUAGGCAUUUACAUUUUCUUUGACCUACGAAGUUGAUCUUCACAAAAAGAGUAUUUUAUGAUCAGUUUUAAUAUGUACAGUGUCCUGUAAAAUGUCAAGGCUUUUGACUUCCUUGUUUCAUACAAGUUAUAUGAAGUGUCUCAGACAGUUACCUCCCUUUGUUUAUUGAUUUUCACAUUUUGUGACUUUUUUCCAGUAUAUUUACCUCACUCAUAUUUACUAGUUUUGUGUGAAAUUUUAUGGAAAUGAGCUAAAACAUGAAAUGAAACAGAUCAGGCUGUUAGUUUAUUUAUGAACAAGGGGAGGUAACUCUUAUAAGGUAAUCAAUCUCAAUGUGUUUUAAUAGGAUGGAAAUCCAUCCAGCCAUGCAUUUGUUAAAUAUGGUAAUUACCCAAGAUUGAUUAUCUUAUAAGACACUUUUAUUGUUUAUAAUUAUGACAGUUAAACAGAUAUAUUGAAGUUUGUAUUGUACAUGGUACUCGUCUAUACAAGAGCUCUUCAACUUGCUGUACAUAGCUCACUUUGUACAAACAGUCUACCUUAAAUCUGUUAUUCAAAGUUUUGCCAAGUGGUUGGAAUAAGCAUCACUGUUGUCUCCAUGGAGACGUCUCGAUGGUGGUUAACAUGUUAUGAAUUUGUGAAGUCAUGGAAUCAUAUUUAUGGCAGCAUGAAACACUGACUUGUCUGGAGACUCCGCGAACUUGUUGGUUUGAAAAUUUCCCAGUUUUUAUUAAAUGACAAUGUGGAUUAAGGCCAGAUCAAUUUUGAUUUUGGAUGUUCAUGUAAGUGACACUAUUUUGCAUUUAACUGUGCUUCUAAUUAUGGUGACAAUAUUAAGAUUCCGAUAAAAAUUAUUUUUGAAACUAUCAUUUGGUCUUUUGGUUAUCAUAAAGCCUCACAUUUCUGAUGUCCCCACAGUGAUAUUUUUUUGAAAAUGCAAAAAGUAAGUUAAAACUAUCCUUUAAAAAAAAUAUUGAAUGAAAUUAGUUUUGAACACAGUAACAUCUUUCAAACAAAUGAAAUGUUUCAAACAAAUUAUGAAUUGAUAUACAUUUUUAUAACUUUUUAAUAUAUUUCAAAUUGUUUGGUAAGCUCACUUUUAGAAACAAAUAAAUUGUUCUGGCCUUAUGAGCACUUUUCAAGCCAUAACAAAGUGUUUAGAAUCGUUUUCACAAUGUGUCAAUCAUAAGAAAUGUUAAAGCAGGUUCUUCAUUUCUAUGCCCUGGCAAGAAUGAAACGGUCAUGUUUGAGAUGAUCUGAUUGGCUGGCAGCUAGCUUGGGAGAGUCCAUCCUGAACUAUACGUGGUGGCACCACCUUAUCCAAUUUGUAUAUAAUCACUUGAAUAAGCAGUUAUAUCAGGGAAUACAGAGUAGACCUCAGGGCGGCUACAUCGUCUUUAGCUGGAGAGACAAACUAGCUUUCCCCACAUCAACAGACUGGUGGGUUACUCUCAGAGGCGAGGGGUGCAUUUUAGUCAAAAAAUACAUCUACAGAUUUAUCUUUAGCUCUGAUCCGAUACAUCCCUGCAUGAAGAUCUGGUCGGUUACUAUCAGAGGGGGUGGGGUGGGGUGCGUUUUAAUCUUUAAAAAAUGGACAUCUACAAUACACUUAUCUUUUGCUCUGAUCCGAUACCUCCCUGUCUGAAGAUCUGAUGACUUCUGGGCACAUGUGCCCAGAAACAUAAGGUGCCACAAUUUGCUGUGCAGAGUUGUGUCCCUUGGGCACACCAGGAAACUUGGUUGAUUUUGAAUCCUGGUUACCACCCAUCGUGUGUUUCUAGGUUUUGCCGGCCAUACCUGUACUUGUGGUCUUCCAGAGAUGCCAACCUCUACGAUUUUAUCGUAGUCGCUAUGAAUUUUAGCCGCAAACUAUGCCAAUACGAUUGCACUAGAAAUUCUACUAUAUUUGAAGAAAAUUGAUUAAUAUUCAGAUAUAUAGACAAAAACGUAUAUUAUCGUUGAUUAAAUACAUUUCGCCAAACAGAGAUGACAAGAAGAAAUGUAAUGCUGAUAAUUUGGAAAUCUGCUGUUGGAGGUAUGUGAAAUUAAAGCUAUACUCAGCCUGUUUCUGGUGUCCUCCGCCAUAAUAUUACUGGAAUAUUGCCAAAAGCGGAGUAAAACUGAACUCACUCACUCACCCUGAGUGAAGGUUUGGUUCUUUGGCCAAUCAGAUGUCUGCUUUCUGAAGCAGUUACCAUUUCUUUGCCAUUAGAAUCCGUAAAUUCAGUUUACGAAAACGACAUCACAUUCGACACCGAAGGGGUGCUUCUCCCAUUAGGGUUUAAGUCUAUGCUUUCAGCAACAGAGUGUAUAAAGGAUCCACGAAAAGAUAAUAGCAUGGGCUUUGUUAUUUACAUUUGGAACCGGUCAGUCAAGUCCGUCUUUUUAUGUAGAUCUUCAAGAGGAGAGGUAUCAGAUCAGAGUGAAAGAUGUAAAUGAGAUUGAAUCAAUCCUUGUUAUAUUUUCAGUAACCUUGUCAGUUUUUUCUACUUACAUGAUGCCCCUUGCAUAUGUUUGAGUAACAGGCCAAUCUGGAAGGGGCUCUUUCAGCCAGUUCAUGGUAGGAGAUAUAGCCAGAGGUAGCUGCAAAUGUAUUUGAUAGAAAACUGUUGCAGACUGGAGCAGGUGCUUGUGACUCCAUCUUUGACAGCCUGUUUAAGUGGUAGAGUACAUGGCUAUGGCAUUAAAUCAGGCGAAAGAGCCCCUUUAAAUUUGCCAUGGCAACAGAUGUUAAAUUUAGCAUGGUGCAGACUUGAUGGAGACGGGUUGUCAUGGUUACCUUUAAUAAAAAAAAUUAAACUUUGAUUGUAGUUAGUUGUUGGGAAUAUUUUGACAGUGUUUUAACCAAACUUCAUCAGUCUGAACCUGUUCUUUAUAUAGGAUAGACAUUUGUUACCAUGGCAACGAUCCUUGCACUCUCAAGAACCAGAUUUAAGGCUUUAAUUUAAGGCUCUGUAGAUUACAUGAACUUGGGUAUCCAGCACAUCAACCGUAUUUUGUUUUGGGAAAAUUAAGCGUGAUUGUCCUGGAUAUUGUAAACAGUACUUGGAUACAAUCCAUCUGACGAAUUCCUCAGAUUUUUAUGUUUUACUGUUUAUCUAUAGAUGAAAGAUACUAUGUAAAUUCAUUUUAAAAUCAUGGCUUUGAUGAUAAUUAUUUUAUUUCAAGAACUUCUUGUCAGUGCAAGGGUCAAAGUUCAUCAACUAUUGCAGACUUUUAUAAGAGUGUUCUGGUGUAGCUGACAAUUUUUCGUCCUCCAUUACAACACUGUUGCUUGGCUGUCUAAUUUUUGUUUUAUAAUGGUAGUACAGGAAUCCUUGAUCUUGAAGGAUCAUUUUUGAAAUAUCCACCCACUGCACUCAUUAAUCGCUUGUCUUUCAUACACCCAAAACAGUGGUGAAGUUGCUUUUUCAUUAUUUGAUAGGCGGUUAUGAUGGGAGUUACCUGCCCUUGCCUUUAUUUUUAAUUUGGUUUUAGUGGGAUUUAGAGUUACCUAGCCUUGCUUAUGUGUGAAAAUUGGGUUUGGUGGGAUUUAGAGUUACCUGCCCUUGCCUGUAUUUUUAACUUGGUUUGGAUGGGAUUUAGAGUUACCUGCUCUUGCCUUAUUGGAAAAUUGGUUGAUGUGGGGUUUUGAGUUACCUGUUCUUGCUUUAUUUGAUAGUUGGUUUACCUGCCCUUGCCUUUGUUUGAAUUUUGGGAUUUCUGUUGGAGCCGACUGCCUUCAGACAAAAGCCAUUCAGAAUAUACAGUAAUACUAGUUUAUUCUUGCUCGCCCAACUGCUGUAAUCUUUAUUGAUUUGAAAAAGGAAAAUCAAUGGCCACAAAACAUCUGUUACACAUAAGCAGAAAUACUGCUCACUGUGCGGAGUUGCCUCCCUUUGGUUCACUAGAAACAAGUUGGCUCGAGGGUUUGUCAUCACCAUCACAGGUUCCAAGGGUUUCACCAUGGGGCUAAUUGCCCAACACCUGCAUCUCUUUGGAUUUCCUCCUCAAAGCUGGUGUACCAUGAUAUAACUAGAAUAUUAUUCAAGACUGCAUUAAGCCCAAAA
Messenger RNA from Haliotis rubra (blacklip abalone), 8456 nucleotides. RefSeq names its product probable nuclear hormone receptor HR3. Gene Ontology annotation, biological process: regulation of transcription by RNA polymerase II. The transcript is spliced from 11 exons. Gene Ontology annotation, molecular function: zinc ion binding; nuclear receptor activity; RNA polymerase II cis-regulatory region sequence-specific DNA binding. The coding region runs from base 120 to 1598 and encodes 492 amino acids. Gene Ontology annotation, cellular component: nucleus. NCBI's taxonomy places the organism in Eukaryota, Metazoa, Mollusca, Gastropoda, Lepetellida, Haliotidae. The record is from RefSeq and is a predicted model, not a curated record.